Molecule: messenger RNA, 408 nt
Organism: Oryza sativa Japonica Group (Japanese rice)
Lineage: Eukaryota; Viridiplantae; Streptophyta; Magnoliopsida; Poales; Poaceae
Source: RefSeq, a predicted model, not a curated record
AUGCAGACGAUGACCGCCGUCUCUGGGACACCAGGCUAUGUUGAUCCUGAAUGCGUGAUCACCGGUAGAGCAAGCUUAGAGUCUGAUGUUUAUAGCUUCGGCAUUGUCUUAUUGGAAGUGGCAUGCGGAAGGAGGCCAAUGAGCCUACAAGAUAACCAGAAGAAUGGCAUCUUCCGGUUGGUCGAGUGGGCCUGGGACCUGUACGGACAAGGAGAUGUUGUCUCAGCGGCUGAUGAGCGGCUCAACGGUGAUUACGACGUGUCAGAGAUGGAGCGUGUCAUCGUUGUGGGGCUUUGUGGCCUCAGUGGAGGGGCUCUUCACAUCGUCCACUGGAAUGUCGUCCUCAAGUGCAGCACAAUCAUCAUCGACGACCAGUGGCUACAUCACUCACACCUCGAGUUCCUCUAA